Coregonus clupeaformis (lake whitefish) is the source of this 2148-nucleotide messenger RNA. Its product is annotated as dachshund homolog 2-like. The coding region runs from base 37 to 1851 and encodes 604 amino acids. Lineage: Eukaryota; Metazoa; Chordata; Actinopteri; Salmoniformes; Salmonidae. The transcript has 11 exons. The record is from RefSeq and is a predicted model, not a curated record.
GAAAGUGAGAGGGGGGGAAAAAAAGUAAAAGUGAUCAUGACUACCACUACGGUCGUCUCUGCGACCCCUCCUGUCCUCUCACCCGGCCCAGGAGUACCUUCCUCCGGGGGAAUAUUCCCCUCCGACCCGUUUUACACCCCCACAACCACCAGCCCUCAUCAAGACUCCCCAUCCCUGCGGCUCACCACCACGGGACUCCUCAACCCCUUCCUAUCCGGUUCAGGAGUCCCAUCCUGCGGCUUGGGAUUCAACAACACCCCGGUGUUUGGAGAUCGAGUAAUUUCCACCACCACCGCUGCGACCACAACCAGUGAGUGCAGAAUGGUGGCUGUACACGGAGUAAAAGUUGCCUCUUUCAGCGUCGGAGGACAGGACGAAUUGAUUUGUCUACCCCAAGUAUUCGAUCUCUUCCUAAAACACCUCGUCGGCGGGCUUCAUACCGUUUACACCAAGCUGAAACGUCUGGAUAUAUGUCCGGUUGUGUGUACGGUCGAGCAGGUACGCGUCCUGCGGGGGCUCGGCGCUAUUCAACCGGGAGUUAACCGCUGUAAGCUCAUCUCCAGGCGAGACUUCGAGGCGCUCUACAAUGACUGCACAAAUGCAAGCUCUCGUCCGGGCCGCCCUCCGAAGCGCUCUGUUGGGGGAGGGAUUCAGGAAAGCUCCAGUCUUCACGGCCUACUGUCACCUGGAAUGCUCUCUCACACAGCAGCAGCCAUGGCAGAGCUUCAGAAGAUGAAGAUGAUGAUGAUGCAGGGGUGCGGAGCCAACGGUCACAAUGGGAACAAGUCAGACAAUGAAGACAUGCCCUCUAAUACAGGUGGGAAUGAGUGUUCCUGGGAUAAGGAGAGGCGUGUGUCGCUCCCCUCUGGAGGUGGAGGUGUGGGCGGAACAGGGUUGGGAGGACAACAGAGACUAAAUAUCCAGAUGAACUCACUACAGCAGCAACUACUGGUCAACCGUCUCCAGGACCUCCCUUUCAUGAUGAUGCCCCACCCCUUACUUCCUGUCAGGUUGCCCCCGGCGUCAGUUGCCAUGGCGAUGUCACAGAUGAACCACCUCAACACCAUCGCCAACAUGGCGGCCGCCGCGCAUAUAUACACACACACACACCGGGCCCCUGUCAUCAAGGAGCGUGUGUGUGACAGUCAGUCCCCCUCUCCGUCUCUAGAAGACACACACACUCCUCUCCUCUCUCAGCACUCCUCACAUCUCAGCUCUACAACGUCACCAGACCCUCUGAACCACGACACAGACCUUACUGAAAGAGACAUAUUAGUGCACAUUCAAAAAAUGGCAAGAGAGAAAGAAGACUCCUCAUUUGAUAGGCUGUCCUCAGGCCAGGCCCUGCCCCCUGGCUUCCCUGCUCCGUUCCUAUUCGCUGCCGGCAUUUCCUCUGCCGAGACUCUACUCACCAACAUACAGGGCUUGCUGAAGGUGGCUGUAGAGAAUGCCAGUGUCCAGGACAAACAGAUCCAGGCAGAGAAGAGAGAACUGAAGAUGGAGCUGUACAGAGAGAGAGAGUUGAGAGAGAGUCUGGAGAGACAACUCGCCUCCGAACUACAGAGCAGAGCCUCUAUCCAGAAGCGCUUGAAGAAAGAGAGGAAAUUGAAGAGGAAGCUGCAGGAAAUGUUGGCGUUUGAGUCCAAGAGGAGGGAGAGAGUUGAAGAUGCUCUCAAACACUGGUCCUCCUCAUCUCUCUCUACUCCUGACACACGAUACACCAGCAGUAAUGAUAUGGAGGUACCAGAAGAACAACCUGAACUGAAUGGUAACCAGCAUGACAAUCCAACUGUCCAAGAAUCCUGUGCAUUCCUGAAGACCCCCCCUGCUGUUCUAAUUAACUCGCCGUGAACUCAUCACGGAACGCCAGCCUGUUGCCACGACAGCCUGUAAAGUGAACAACUCCCCGCAAGCACUUCCUGAUGGAUUGACUGAAAGGAAAAGGAGGGACCUAGAAUAAGGGGAUGGGUAAAGUAAUGAACUGAUUUAACUAAAAAGAGAGAAAAAUACCUUCAUGGUCAGAGAGACUGCGUCAGAAUGUUCUGUUAGUUCAUUCCUUUGUUCAUUCAUCCCUCAGCUUCCAUUCCGUAGAACACUCCUUUUGAUUGGCCCGAUAAAUGAGAGAGAGAGAGAGAGAGAGAGAGGGAG